UGUCGGUAAUCUGAGGAUUUUUAUUCCAGGUCUCCUUGACAGAUGGAAAACCUGAAGUAACCUCAGGCUAGCUAACCUUGUGUUUUUGGAAAACUAGACUUGCUGGUGAAGUCACUGGGGGUAAUAGGAUAUUAGCUCACUUGCGUGGCCGUGUAUACAGUGUUGCAGCAGCGUUCCAACACAGACGAACCAAAAUACACGAAGUGUUCCCGGGGUUUUUAGAACUUCAACUAUAAAAAUGGGCAGAAUUUUCCUUGAUCAUAUCGGUGGUACCCGUCUGUUUUCUUGUGCAAACUGCGAUACAAUCCUGACCAACCGCUCAGAACUCAUCUCCACUCGCUUCACAGGCGCCACUGGCAGAGCAUUUCUUUUUAACAAGGUAGUUAACCUGCAGUACAGUGAAGUUCAGGACCGGGUCAUGCUCACCGGCCGCCACAUGGUUCGAGAUGUGAGCUGCAAGAACUGCAAUAGCAAACUGGGCUGGAUCUAUGAGUUUGCCACUGAAGACAGCCAGCGCUAUAAGGAAGGCCGUGUGAUCCUGGAACGCGCCCUAGUACGAGAGAGCGAGGGCUUCGAGGAGCACGUACCAUCUGAUAACUCUUGAAGAAAAAGAGAUAACUCCAUCUUUUCCCAGGUCUCCUUCACUGAAAACAAAAAUCUACUUACAUACACUGUCACCUUAGCAUCAGGGUCGGAUUCAUGAACUGCGGAACAAGAGGUUGUGAGAAUCUAAGAUGGAACCUUUCUUUUCUUUCUUUCUUUUUUUUUUAAUUUUCAAUUUUCCAUCCAGCAGCAGUGUGUAGAGAGAAUAUUAUGCAGAUGCCGUUUUUUUUUUUUUUCCUAUGUUUACAUCUUCAGGCAGAAUAGUCUAUCUGCAGCUACAUGAUGGGCUAUGUGAGGGAAAAAAAUCUGGGCUGUUAGAGUGAAAAAGUGUGUUUUAUGUAAAUUUUGAAAGGAAAACGUGUCAAGAGCAUGGUUUUUAAACUUAUUUGGGCUUCAUUUAAAAAAAAUGUUUUUUAAACCCAGUUAUUUCACUUGAUUUGCUAGCUUCAGGGAAGAGAUCCGAAUUUGUGACCAGCGCUAAAGGUUCAGUGUUAGUAUGGCUUGUGCUGGCCGCUGUGCCAUAUUCUUGUUGGAGAUGAACCGUAGCACCAGAGCCCAUCCUUCCUCGUCAGUCUUGACCCAAAGAUGUCACCAUUCCUAGUUAUUUGUCACCACAUAAUUGGUGUUGAUUGGAAACUUUUCCUGAAAUGGGGCAGAACUGCUUGGUUGUCUUUUCCAUGUAACUUAAGCAUAGUAAUAUAAAUAAAGUAAUAGUUGGAUGUUUUUGGUCCUGUGUUGCUUUUAAAAACAACCUUCUAAAAGAAGAGCGGAGUAUUUGAUCAGUAAUUCUCAUCGUAGUGUUUCUUUUCCUCUCUCGAGCUAAAUUGACUGUGUAGAAGAGAUUACUCUGUGUAAAUUAAAGCAUACCGUUUAAAUCCAUAGUACUGCGUUUAGAAAAGAGUUGAACAGAAUGUCAGUGUGCGUUCAUGCAGAAGGCAUUUCAUCUGCAUCUGUUUUAAAAGAAGGGGGAAGAUGAAGGAGCCUAUCUAAAAAUAAUGCUUUGCAGUGCGUUUUCAGCCUUAUCCUGUUUUGUGUUCAUUUCGACAAGUCUGUAGAACCUAAUAGUUUCAUCAGAGGACUAGAUGUGUCAUUAGCAUUAUUUUCUCAGAUCUUCCCUCAGAAGUUCAGCUAUUGAAAUUAAAACUGUACUUGGUCCCUUCAGGGAUCAAAUUUGACUCAGGGUGUUAUUUUAGCCCCAAACUUACAACAUUAUGAAGUAUUAAAAUAUAAAUGUUUCUUUAUCCAAACUACUUCUAGCUAUUCUAGUAUUUGUUUCUGGUGGAAUAAAUGACAUUAAAAUUGGCUAAUUAUUUAAGUGUAUGAAUGGAUGUUUGAGUGCUCAAUCUCUAGGUCUUUGUCUAGAAAGGAUGUUUGCCCCAACUAGCAAAAUCUUUCUGUCAUUGAUAUUAGAAGUGACUUCUGAGUACAGUUAAGAUUAAGUUUCUCUUCUUUGCCUUGGUUAGAGGCAUAGGUCUCUGAUUAAGUAGGUGUAUAAUAUUGCAUUUGAGAUAAAUGGACACAAAUGAUCUUUCCUUCACCAUGGAAUAAAUCUUGAAGCUUUAAGAAAGAAACAGCUUUCAUUCCCAUUCAUUUCCAUACUGGCCUUUGAUUAUAUGCAGAACCCUGGUAGCAUGCCUUACCUGCAGCACUAUGUGCAUUUGCUGUCACAAUAAAGUAUAUUUUGUCUUGCA
This is a messenger RNA of Ailuropoda melanoleuca (giant panda), 2294 nucleotides long. It is a transcript of the gene YPEL5, whose product is annotated as yippee like 5. Bases 239 to 604 code for a protein of 121 amino acids. The transcript has 3 exons. Lineage: Eukaryota; Metazoa; Chordata; Mammalia; Carnivora; Ursidae. The record is from RefSeq and is a predicted model, not a curated record.